AUGUCUCGAUCUCGUCACGCAAGGCCUUCCAGGUUAGUCAGGAAGGAAGACAUAAACAAAAAGAAAAACAUCCAACUGAAGAAGACCCACAAGCCAGCAGCCAACAAAAAUGUGACAUCAGUCAAGCCUGUGAGCCCUGGAAAGUUAAAACAAUUAAUUCAAGAAAGAGAUGGUAAGAAAAAAACAGAACCCAAACCUCUUGUGCCAGCCAGAAGCCUUCUGACCCGAGCUGGAGCAGCCCGUCUGAAUCUGGAUCGCAAUGAGGUUCUGUUACAGAACCCAGAGUCCCUAACUUGCAAUGGCUUUACAAUGGCUCUCCGCAGCACCUCUCUUAGCAGGCGGCUCUCCCAGCCUCCAGUGGUCACUGCCAAACCCAAGAAAAUUGCGUCUUCCAAGAAUUCAGAAAAGCAACGCGAGUGUAAUAAAGUGCUCUCCAACCCCGGAGUAAAGCAUUCAGAAAAUGACCCAGUCCCAAAUUCAGACCCUCCAGUGCCUCUUGAUACAGAAAAUCUAAUCAGUGUACAAAACACACCUUUAGUUAAAGGUGAGAGUCCAGAGACAACCCAGCCUUGGUCUCAAAAGGUAGAGGAGUCCAAAAUCAGUGUCCCCACCUCCAGUACCCUAGCAGCUGAGAUUCUGCCUGAGCCUCUGGAAAGGCCACACUGUGGUGAAGAACUCUUCUCUGAACAGAUACCAAAUGACACCAGCGAGUCCCAGAGCUUUGCUUGGGACACUCUGAGUACCUCUUUGUCCCAAAGAGUAGCCACCGAAGUUACCUCCCACAGAAACCCUCACGUUCAGUUGGAAGACUUGGGUUCACGAGUACAAUCUCUGAAGUUGUUUGAUUCUAGCCCAGAUCCUGACCCACGUGAACAGGAGAGCUGCCCAUCCUCUGUCUUUCAUCAGGGUGUACCCGAACUGGACCUCAGGAACUACCUGUCUGUCUAUCCCUCAGCCCUGAUAAAGUUCCUCUUAGCAGGCUCCGAGCCACAAACCCUUGGUGCUCAACCCCACAACCAAGAGGCCCUCCAAGCUACCCCAGCUCCAGAGGGAGCUGCUGAUUCUGCCUCCAUCCCAGGACCAGCCUUUCAGGCUGUUCCUCAUCAGUGGGAAAUUCCGGGUGCUAACCCAGUUCCGGGGGAGGCCCCAGCCCCACUGGAAAUUCCUGGUGCUACUUCAGUCCAAAGAGAGGUCUUUGGUCCUAUCCUCAACCAACACGAAGUCCUGGGUUUGGUCUCAGGUGCGGGUGCUGCCCCAGACCUGGGUGCCUUCCUUCCCCUGCUCCCAAAUGCAAUUCCUGCCUAUAGUGCUCUCCCACAGUGGCCUGUGUCCGAGGGUGCUGUAACCUACAGGCCUGCAGUACCAAGUGCUGGGCCAGUCCUGCCCUUGGGCCCAGGACACGCUCCUCAGCCUCCAUCAGGCCCUGAGUUCAGCUCAGUACCUCCAGUAAUAGCUGCAAGCAAUGCAGAGACUGAGGCGCCCAUUCCUAUGGGCCUUCCGCCAGCCACCACUCCCGAUGUCACUGUCGCGCUGGGAAGCAGCCUUGCUCCAGCCCUGCCUGGCUCUGUCCAGUUCUCCCAGGCUGGUCCUGGCACCACCGAAAGUCAGAGUCCCCAUGUCAGUGUGAGCAGCGCGCCCGAACCGGUGUCCCUGGCCAGCGCCACCGCCUCCUUGUCCUACACGACCCUCCUGCCGACUCUGGAGAAGAAGAAGCGCAAGCGCUGCGGGGUCUGCGGGCCCUGCCAGCAGAAGGCCAACUGUGGCGAGUGCACAUACUGCAAGAACAGAAAAAACAGCCAUCAGAUCUGCAAGAAGAGGAAGUGUGAGGAGCUGAAGAAGAAGCCAUCCGUCCUGGUGCCUUUGGAGGUUAUAAAAGAAAACAAGAGGCCCCAGAGGGAAAAGAAGCCCAAAGUUUUAAAGGCAGAUUUUGACAACAAACCAGUAAAUGGCCUCAAGUCAGAAUCCAUGGAAUACAGUAGCGGUGGUCAUGGGGAAGAACAAAGAUUGGAACUCAACACACAGCCUCUUGAAAAUGUAACAAAAAAUGAAGAAAAGAUGACAGGUAUCGAGGUAGAGAAGUGGACGCAGAACAAGAAAUCACAUUUAGCUGAACAUGUCAAUGGGGACUUCAGUGCAAAUGUCACCAAAACUGAAAAAUCAAAACAGCCUGCAGAUGACAAGAAACAAACGAAGCCUGCAAAAUUGUUUGCACAAACAGUAAAAAAUGGCAUUAAAAAUGUACCCUGUUUAUCAGCUGAAGCAAAUGUACCAUUUAACAAAUUCAGUAUUGAAGAAUUUGGCAAGGCGCUGGGAAACCAUCCCUACAAACUCCUGAAAGACACUGCGAACCAUAAUAAUGCCAUGAGCUCCACAGUCUCUAGUACAAGCUCUGAUCACCUCAAGGACAAGAGGAACAUCUUUGUCUUCCAAAAGCCUGGCUUUAAUUGCAAAUCCGAAGAUUCUCCAAACUUGAACAGUCAGUUACAUACACACAGUAAAGGUGACCAGCCUAAAGUCCCCGAGGACAGAGUGACUAAAGAGCUGAGAGAUGACUCCACCAUGCAGCCCACUCUCCUCUCCCUCAUGAAAGACCGGAGGUUAACUUUGGAGCAAGUGGUCGCCAUCGAGGCCCUGACGCAACUCUCCGAAGCCCCAUCAGAGAACACCUCACCAUCCAAGUCACAGAAGGAAGAAGAGACAGUUCAGAAAACAGCUAGUUUGCUUAACAGUUGCAAAGCCAUCCUCUAUUCUGUAAGAAAAGACCUACGAGACCCAAACUGCCACAGAGAGCCACAAAGCAUUCCUCAGUGUCCAUCUUUGGAAAAGCAAAGUUUGCGCCCCACAGCGGUGUUCAAUGGCCACAACACCCUGCCCAAGCCGCAGAUCGGCCCUGCUGCUAACCAGGUACCCACAAAGCCACCUGAACACUCAAAAGUCAAAAAUUCUGUAUCUCUUUUAAUACCAAAAUCCCAUUCAUCAAAAAUCAAUACUAGUAAAAGUGUCACCAGAAGUAGGGAUGGUCUUGAUGGUUCUCAGAGUUUGUAUCAGUUGUCACCAGCAAGUAAUAAAUUGGGAUACUGUAAUCAAAUGCUGGACAAUAACAAAAAUUUGAAUUCCAAGGAAGAUUCAUUAAGUCAGGACACAUCUUACAGCCAAAUCGAGGAAGAUGUUGCAACACAAUUAACACAACUUGCAUCAAUAAUUAAAUGCAAUUAUAUAAAAGCAGAGGACAAUAAUGUCGAGAGUCCACCAACAAGCCUUGUCACCCAUAAUACACAGCAAAAGCAUAAUCAGGAGAAGGGUACCAUGCCACAGAAGCCAUCUCCAAAUAGACAAAGCAAUCAUGGCUUAUUGGUAGCAAAGCAAAAGAACACAACCCAAAAAAAGGCCAAGUCUAUCCCAACAAGAGAUCGGCGGAAGAAGAAGCCUGCCAUCGUAACCUGUCAAGAAAAUGAUCAGAAGCAGCAGGAGCGGUUGUCCUAUCAGUAUAGUAAGUUACAUGACAUUUGGAUUGCAUCCAAAUUUCAAAGAUUUGGUCAGUUUGGUCCACAUGAUUUUCCUCUUCUUUUGGGAAAAAUUCCUCCUUUAUCCAAAGUUUUGAAACCAUUGGCUCAAACCAGUACAACCCUACAACACAAGAAAUUAUUUCCUCCCCUCAGUCAGAUCAAAUUUGAGCGAAACUCUGAAUUAGCGCAGGAGAAGACGGUGAAAGUUGAACCAUUGGAUUCGCUUCCAGUGUUUCAUGUUGAGACGAAUUCUCACAGGCAGGUGUAUGCAGAUAAAGCCCCCAUUUCUCAGGUACCAGCAACAGUCAACGGCAACCUGAAAGCUCACCCUUUGCCCGCCCCCUCCUGUCUACCUAACCAGUGUGCUAACCUGGUGGCCGGCAGUGACCAAACACGGUUUCCACAGGAUGCCCAAGAGCACCUCGUGCCACAGAGACUGGCAGCACCACCCGCCGUCUCCCCCGAGAUCCCCUUGCCAGACCCUGCACAAAUUCUCAGGAACGUGAACGUAGUGAGUUCAGGCGGAAUUACAGUGGUUUCCACAAAAAGUGAAGAGGAAGUCUGUUCACCUGGUAUUGGCACAUCUGAAUUUUCCCCUAUAGACAGUGCACAGAACAGUUUUCACCAUUAUGCCAUGAAGUUCCUCAGUGACCCUGCCAAAAACUUACUGGCUGCCACAAAAGAUACGGAAGUGCCAUCCUGCGACUGUCCUGAUCGAGGGAUACAAAAAGACAAAGGCCCAUAUUAUACACACCUGGGGGCAGGACCAAGUGUUGCUGCUGUCAGGGAAAUCAUGGAGACUAGGUGCGGCCACAAAGGAAAGGCAGUAAGGAUAGAAAAACUUGUGUACACAGGAAAAGAAGGAAAAAGUUCUCAGGGGUGUCCCGUCGCUAAGAAGGUUAUCAGAAGAAGCAGUGAGGAAGAGGAGGUUCUUUGUUUGGUCCGGGAGCGCCCAGGCCACCAGUGUCAGACUGCUGUGAUGGUGAUGCUCAUCGUGGUGUGGGAUGGCAUCCCUCGGCCAAUGGCGGACAGACUGUACACGGAACUCACUGAGAGCCUAAAGUCAUACAAUGGUCACCCGACAGACCGAAGAUGUACCCUCAAUGAAAAUCGUACCUGCACAUGCCAAGGAACUGACCCCGAGACCUGCGGAGCUUCAUUCUCUUUCGGCUGUUCAUGGAGCAUGUAUUUCAAUGGAUGCAAAUUCGGUAGAAGCCCAAGUCCCAGAAGAUUUAGAAUUGAUCCAAGUUCUCCCUUAAAUACCUACUAUGAAAGAAUUACUAAAGGACGUAAUCCAGCAAGAAGAUGCGUGAAACCGGAACGAGUCUGUCAGGAACACGUGGCCAUGGAAAAAAACCUGGAAGAUAAUUUGCAGAAUCUGGCUACAGAAUUAGCUCCAAUUUACAAGCAGUAUGCUCCCGUUGCUUAUCAAAACCAGGUGGAAUAUGAACAUGUUGCCCGAGAAUGCCGACUUGGUCGCAAGGAAGGGCGUCCAUUCUCGGGGGUCACUGCCUGCCUGGACUUCUGUGCGCAUCCACACCGCGACAUCCACAACAUGAACAAUGGGAGCACUGUGGUCUGUACUCUGACCCGGGAAGACAACCGCUCCCUGGGUGUUGUCCCUGAGGAUGAGCAGCUCCAUGUCCUCCCACUGUACAAACUCUCUGACACUGAUGAGUUUGGCUCCAAGGAAGGCAUGGAAGCCAAGAUCCGCUCGGGGGCCGUGCAGGUCCUUCAGCCCACACGCAGGAAGAGGACACGUUUCACGCAGCCGGUACCUCGCUGUGGCAAGAAACGGGUGGCAAUGAUGACUGAGGUCCUGGAGCGUAAGAUCAGGGCAGUAGAGAAGAAGCAGAGUCCUCGGGUCAAGCGGAAGAACAACUCUGCCGUGGCCAAUAAUGGGAAGGCGACAUCACUACCCAGCCCAGGUUCAGACAACACUAAAAGCUAUUCAUCGGCCCCAUCCAUCCCUCACCCCGUCAAAGAGGCAAACCUGUCUCCAGCCUUCUGUCCCCCGGCCGCACCUGCAGUUAGGUGCCAUAAGCUAGGCGCGCUGGGCUCCCCCGAGCGGAGCGGCGCCGCCCCCUGCACUGCGCCACCCGCACCAGAGGAGGCUGCUGUGCUCCCCGCCCCGUCCCCACCCGCGCCCGAGCCCCCGGCCCUGCCCGAGCCUGCCCCCGGCUCCGCCGAGCAGCGGGGCCCACAGCCCCCUCCCCUCCCCUCGCCCGGCGGCCAGCCGGUGCCCUGCUUCGCCGAGGAGGAUGAGCCGCACUGGGACGUGGACGAGCCGCUGUCCGACGAGGCGCUGUCCGACGAGCUGCUGUCCCCCGCCGCCGAGAAGGGUCUGCCACACAUGGACGAGUACUGGUCGGACAACGAGCACGUCUUCCUGGACGAUAGCGUGGGCGGAGUGGCCAUCGCACCCACGCACGGCUCGGUGCUGAUCGAGUGCGCGCGGCGGGAGCUGCACGCCACCACCCCGGUGGCCAACCCCAACCGCAACCACCCCACGCGCCUCUCGCUCGUCCUGUACCAGCAUAAGAACCUGAAUAAGCCCCAGCACGGUUUCGAGCUCAACAAGAUCAAGUUUGAAGCCAAAGAAGCCAAGAAUAAGAAAACAAAGGCCUCUGAGCAGAAAGAUCGGUCAGCUGAGGAGGCCGCUGCCCUAUUCCCUGAAGUAAAUGAAUUGAACCAAAUCCCUUCUCAUAAAGCAUUAACGUUAACCCAUGACAACGUUGUCACCGUGUCCCCUUAUGCUCUCACACACGUCGCAGGGCCCUAUAACCACUGGGUCUGAAGGCUUCUGCCCCUUCUCAAUGCCUUUGCUAGUGCAGUGUAUUUUUUCAAGGUGCUGUUCGAAGAAAGUCAUGUUGUCGUUUACUAUAUCUUCAUCUCACCCAUUUCAAAUUUGAGGUUAAAAAAAUUUUAAAUAGGGUGGGUACUUAACUGUGACUAUAUUUUGACAAUUGGUUGAAGGUGCACAUUUUAAGCAAAAAUAAAACUUUUAUAGUUUUAAAUACAUCAAGAGAUGUUUUGGUUAGGCAUUAACCUUGAUAGAAUCACUCAGUCUGGUGCUUUAAAUUAAGUCUGUUUACUAUGAAACAAGAGUCAUUUUUAGAGGAAUUUAACAGGUUCAUGUUCUCUGAUGUAAAAUCAAGACACAGUAUUAACUCUACACAGCUCCUGGUGCUUAACCACAUUGACACAGUUAAAAAUAAGCUGAAUUAUUAUUUCAUGGUGCCACUGUUCCAACAUCUUCCGAUCAUUGCUAGAAAAUUGGCAUAUUCCUUUGAACCUUUGAAAUAAACCAAUGAAAUGCUCUCUUAAAAUACUUCCUCCUGUAGAAAAUAAUUCAUUUUUGUUAGUAAUGGUUGGAGGCUGUCCAUAAAGUGUAAAUAGAUAUUUUAAAAGCACUUUCUAUUUUUAAAAGUAACUUGAAAUAGUAUAGUAUAAGAAUCCUAUUGUCUAUUGUUUGUGCAUAUUUGCAUACAAGAGAGAUCAUUUAUUUCUUGCUGUGUAGAGUUCCAUCUUGUUAACUGCAGUAUGUAGUCGAAUCAUGUAUGUGGUUUAUGUAUGUCCUUUCACAUUACAUACUAGCUACUUAUGUAAAAUAGUUAAUCUCUAAAAUUGGAAUUAGAAAGACACAUUAUCACCAAUAUUGAUUUUUUUUCUUUGUUUGGGUAUUGAUUUUUUGUUUGUUCUUAGAACUAAAAAAGUGUGGUCAACAAUAGCCUCAUUUCUUUUACCCAGUUUCAUCAAUAUAAACCAUGAAAAAUGUUUCCAAGAGGAAAAGAGACAAAAUGGGAUUCAGAAGAGUCAAAUGCUUCUAAUGUUUCAAGGUGAUAAAACCCCCAAAAAGUUAGGUUUUAGCCAGAAUUCUACCCAUCCCAAAUUGCCUUGAUUGUUCUGAGAUCCAAUCAAAUGAAGAGUAAAAGAAAGCAUAAUGUAGAAAUCUUUUGAAAACAAGUUUUCCAUUAUCGUCAUAUCUCUCUAUUUCUUAAAUAGUUGAAAUGCUAUUAUAAACAUUUGUCCACCUAGAACUAAUACUCAUUAAUCUUAGUAUAUUGGAUUUGGAGAAAUGCUGACUCAUCUUGCCUACAUUGUAGGUAACAAGAAAAAUGGUCCUAUCAUGCAUUUUUAGAUUCCCAUUUUUUCUCCAUUUUAUUGACUUGUGUUUAUAGCAACACAAAAAGGAUUACCCAAACAAAAUAUUUAAACAAGAACCUUCGAUGAAAUACUUGAUUCUGUUAAAAUGCAGAGGUGCUACAGCAUUCAAAGUGUUAAGAUUCUUUGGGAGUACAGAAACCUAAAUGGUGCUUCUCCCUUGGAAAUGCCAUAGGAAGCCACAAUUGCUAACACUCAUCAUUGUGGUGCAAAUGCAAAGCUCUCUAAAGAAAAACUCAUUGUAACUUAUUAAAAUAAUAUAUAUGGUGCAAAGUAUCAGUUUAAAGCUUUUGACUUAUCCAAGUAAAGGAAUAUGAAGGGAUUGUAAAUAACUGUAUGUCCAGUGAUAGACCAUCUUGUACAAGUAGAUUUCUGCUCAUUGAAUAUGUAAAAUAGGGUAAUUCGUUGAUGUGUUUUAGUGUUUUGUGUGCCUUAGAGUUCCGUUUUAAAACAUGUAUUUUUUUGAGCCUAAGGUUUCUUAUACAUAUGAGUAUAUAAGUGAUUGUUUAUUGCUUCAGCUGCUUCAAUAAGAUAUUUACUAGUAUUAGAUCAAGAAAACACCUUGUAUAAUUAGAUUAUAGGCCUUAGCUUCCACUGAAUUGUUUCCUCACUAGAAUUAAUGGAUAUAACCUUACGGCCCUUUAUCCAUCUAUCCACUCCUCCAAUGCACACUUACUAAAUGCCUGCAAAAUUUAAGUAUCACUUUUGUUUUCUUUGGAUCACCACCUGUUACAUAUUAAAAAAUUAUUCAAUAACCUAAAAUAUAAACACCAAUGUUGAUAAACGGGACUAUUGACUUUUGUGAAGCUAGCUGCAGUUUACCAAAACUAGUCCAUGAAAAAACAUCUGCUUUCAACUAAUAUGUUUCUAUUCCAUUGUUCUUAACACCAUGAGUGGGGUGCCUGCCUCCACAGUAAGCCCACUGGGAACCACACUCUAUUCCUAGGCUUUAGGACUCUUUCUGAAUUUUAACAAUUUACCAUCUCCUUCUCUCCCCUGUGACUUUGACAAAGCUUAUACUUCUUCAAUGUCCUCAGCAUUAUGAUUGUAUGCUGUGACUAUGCAUACUCUUCCUCAUGAAGCACGGAAAUAAAUUUAUUUGAAAUUACAUUUUCACUCAUGAAAUUGGUUAUCCAGCCUUAUUUCUUGACCUCUAUUAUAUUUUACUAUUGUAAAUCAACUUUUUUUCUUUUACCUCUUGCAUAGCACUCAAAAAUAGUUUCCACCUUGAUUGAUAGUGUAAUCAUGACCUCCCAGUUCGCCCAGCCAAUUCACGUAUAUGACACAAUCACCAGCUAUAAUAUAUGACAGAGUAACUGAUGCCUAAUAUAUAUAAAGUAUUACCCUGCCCCUCAAAAUUCUGUUUUUAGGGGUCUGGGACAUAUAGCUCAGCAGCACAGGUGUCUGGCAAGUGCAAGGUCCUGAGUUUGGUUCCCGGUACCUCUUCCCCACACACAUGAAAUCCAUUUUUAAUGUCUACAGGUUUAUCUGGAUUGUUGUUGUCCCCCCUCCCCCUUGCUUAUUAGCCUCACGUCAAGUUCUUUUUUUGGGGGGGGGGGUCUUUUUCAUUUUUAUCAGUACCGGGGAUCGAACUCACGACUGCCUGCUUGCAAAGCAGACGCUUAUGCCGCUGAGCUAAACCCCCAGCCCCAAGUUCUUACACAAAGUACCAAAUAGACCAUGUUUUUAACCUAAUUGGAAAGUGAGGCUGAUACUGGCAGGUAAAUUUUUGCAACAUAAGUACAUCUUAAGUAAUUUUCCAACAUCUUUAUUACUCUGCAUGUGGAUAAAAUGAUUUCAUUCACUAAAAAUAGAACUUCACUAGCUGAGCUCCAUAAGCAAUUUAUUCAGACAUAACCCCAAUACAUACUUAAUUGAAUGCAUACCCUUGUGUAAAUGAGCUCCUGACUCAAGUACUAUAAAGUAACCUACUUUCUGACAUCAUUACUCCAGUGGAUUCCUACUGGUUAUCCUUUCACGGUAGCAUGUAUGAAAAUAACCCCAGUCUUUUUUUAAAGCAAAAUUUAUAUUGAUAUGUUUUAUCUGGGACAAGUUUAUGACAUUAUUGCAUGACAGUAUUCAUCGGUGGUAGGCAUGGCAAUUUCUUUGACAGUGCCACCUCAAUGGGUAGGUGUUGAAUAUAGUUACCUUCAAUUUCACACCUUAGUGCAUGGAAAUUAUUGUUUUGUGUCAGUUUAAUACAACUGCGAGUUUUCAUCCUGUAGAACUGAUGGCAAGGAAACUAUGAAAUAAAGUAAUGUGGUAGUGGCCUCUCACAACAACUAAGUCACCUUAGCAGUCACAAUUCAAUCACAGACACCCAUACAGCAGAUGUCAGUGUCAGUUUGUAAUUAGAAUCUAAACAGGUGAGGGCCUCUUUAUGGUUAAGAACUUUAUAAAACAAACUUGAUUUUCUUUCCCAGAGGGUAUUUUAUCACUGGGAAAUAGCCUUAUUUUGGUACAAAAAUAAAAUAGCUUUUUCGUUUCACUCCCUGAGAGGUUCAGAGAAAAAACAAAUUAACAAUGAAAUUGGGUCAAGAUUCCUUUGCCUGAUUUAUUGGGCUUUGUGUGGGACAUUGGAAGUUUUUUCACCUCAGAGGUUGUCCUGUUAGCUCAUUCUGCAAAGUGUCGCUGUGGUCUUCUUUCCCAUUUCAAUGAACAAGUAGCAAAUUCUUCUGCACUAGAGCCUUUCAGCCCCCUUGGAGUCUAGUUAGAAAAGAUUAGAUGAUUGAGCUGGGCAUGGUGACAACAUGUCUACAAUCCUAGCUAAGGAAACAAGCAGGAUGAUCACAAGUUUGUUGCUAGUCUAAGCAAUUUAGGAACACCCUGUCUCAAAAAUAGGAAACUCUAUCUAGGUAGUAGAGCUCUUGAGUGGCAAGCACAUGGUCCUGGGUUUGAUACCCAGUACCACAAAUAGGAAAGGAAAAUGAUGUCACCCAUAGCUCAGGAAAGCAAUUGAAAAUCAGUCAUCGUGUCCUUUAUCAGAAUCUGUACUUUCUUAACACAUUAAGGCUCAGGGGCCUAUUUUAUUUGUGUGUGUUAAACAGAAACAGUUCUAUUAAUUUCUGGGGUGAUACAGCUAGGGUUUAUGUGUGACAUUACUAUUUUUGUCCACUUGGAACUCUGCACUCUAAUUUUCUGCCUUUCAGUUUCUGGAUGAUAAUGUUGGUUUUUUGGUCAUUGGUUUGUUUAUUUUGAAGCUAAUCUUGAAUUCUUCCUGGAUUCAAACAGUCCUCCUGCCUCAGCCUCCCACAUAGUGGCAGUAUGAGACACAAUCUACCUUGUUUUGUUUUGGAUAUUAAAAUACCACUGUUCACUGAAAAGACAGAUAUUUUAUUCCUUCAAAUAACCAAAAGGUGUUCCUUACUUUAAUAUUCUUUUCAGUAUUCUAGUUCACUUUGGUAUAAUUUCAAAUUUCUGACUUUGAUUCUAGCAUUAUCAUUUCAUUGUUUCCUAGAUUGUCUUUCCAUUCCUAUUAUAAUAUCGAUGAUUCUACUGUGACCAUAAACUUUCUUCUUUGUUCAGCCAUAACUAUGCCCAGUCCAGCACAGCUUACAUACCAAUGUGAGUUUGGUUCACUCACAUUGAACCAAAACCUUCAAAGUAGGAAUGCUAUAAGAUGUAAAUCUGUUUGUGGAUUUCACCUAAUUCUGUGUAUGUGUGACCUUGAGUCUCAUAGUUUAACAGUCUGAUGAAGCUAGCUAUCCUAAAAAUAGCAAUCUAGCCACUAACAGCCGUUAUGUAAGACGGUCUCCUGUCUUGUUCUUAAUUUGAAAAAUACUUUCCAGCUGUCAGAUUUUCAUUUUAGGAGAAAUAAUGUUGGAAAGUGAUUCUUCAUUUGGCAAGCUAUUAAUUUAUAAUCCGUGACCAGAAAGUGCUUACUAUUUUUCUUUUCUCACUCUGCUGAAGCCACAAAGUCACUAAGUAUAUUUUGAUAUUUCAUUUUAUGUUUUUGUGCUGGGAUUGAAACUAAGGCCCUGUGCAUGCUAAGCAAGUGUUCUGCUGCUGAGCUGUAUCUCCAGCACAUUUUCACUCUUUUUAAAUUUAUCUGUUUCUAAAUUUCUGGUUUCUAUUUUUUGCUUUUUUGAGAUGGAGUCCUGCUUUUUUGAGACAAAUCUCAUGAGGCAGUUCAGGCUUCCAGGCUGGCCUUGAAGUUGUGGUGAUCCACCUGCCUCAGCUUCUCAUGUGCUGGGAUUAUAAGCACCUACCACCACUCCCAGUUAACCCUGAUUUUCUUUUCUUUUCUUUUCUUUUUUUUUUUUUUUUCUUUUUUUUUUUUUCAUUUUUAUCGGUACCAGGGAUCGAACUCACAACUGCCUGCUUGCAAGGCAGGUGCUUAUGCCGCUGAGCUAAAUCCCCAGCCCCUUACCCUGGUUUUCCUUAAAGAUUUGUUGCUGUGCUCUUUCUCUUUUCUCCAUUCUCCAGGCCUCUUACAUGAAUAAAUAGGCAUGGUUUACUUUAUUCUACUUUGGUUCAUUUUAAGAAUAACAGUGAUCUUGGUUGUCUUUUAAAAUUAGGUCUCAUAAAUACUUUUAAGCAUAAUACUAAGAAAGGUGCAGGAGUUUGUUUUGCUUUUUUUUGAGACGGGGUCUCACUAUGUAGUUCAAUCCAGCCGUGAACUUAGUGAUUCUCUUGCCUCACCUUCCCACCACAGACCUGUCACCAUACCUGGCUAAGUGGGAGAGCUUUUAUUCAGCCCUUUUGGGUUGAAGCAAAAUCAAUUUAUAGGAAUUGAUAGUAGUUACAAGACCACGUAUCAAGUACUAAUAACAAGUGGUCUCUGUGUAGAAAUCUAAACAGUAAUUCAUUUGUCAAUGUUCAAGUGUUUGAAAAAAUGUAAAGAUAAAAGUAUAUAUGAGCUUAAAUACUCUGAAAGCCUUUUCUAGGUUGUGUGGCUAAUUAUAAACUUGCUGAUGAGUAAAUUAGUAAUUGGUCCUAUUUAUACAGUAGAUUAUAUUUCUUGACUAUUUUCCUCGUCUCUCAACCAAAUUUUUUUUUUGAUACCAGAAAUUGAACUCAGGACCUUGUACUUGCCACGCAUGUGCUUGUGCCCACUGAGCUAUAUCCCCCUGGCCCUCCCAAAAGUAUUUUGUUGAUGUGAUGCUAUCUGUUUUCAUGUAAAUUUACUUGGGAUUCUUUGGUGAUCAGCAACAGUAGACUUACACAAUCCAGGUGAGAAAAGUUUUUAGAAGUAGGGUGCUAAGUAGUCAAGAGGAUCAUUAACAAUGAAGGUCAGGAAUGGGAAAUAGGGAAAAAAAUGUGCUCCCAUCAGCAACUGAACUGAAGGGUCAUCCUACCAACUCAAAAGCAAGAAAUACUGUUCACAUUUCUUCACACUCCAUGCUGAUUUAUAUCUGAAAAUAGCUGCUAAAAAGGAGAAAAUUUCAACCCAAAUUAGUAACAAAAAGUGUGGUACUGUUGCUUGGUACCCUUUGAGGUUGUCAGCGUGCUUUCCUCUGCGAUUUUUUCUUCUUGAAUGGAAAAUAUCGUUAUUGGGCUGCUGGGAAACCUGCGUGUAGCAGAACAGUAGAUGACUUGAUCUGAGGGUUUGCAAGUUAACCGACCUGAGAGUGAACGCACAGAAUCUGCAGACUGCUAUGUGCAUUUCUGGAGCAUGAGAGCGAUGAAGAGAGUGUUAGGGAUAGAGAUCUUGUCACUCCUGAUCUGAGGAUAAUCUGUGUAGCGCCUCAUUUAUAAACUGCGCUUCUGAAGUAUUUUCUUCCCAUUAUUGAUUUAACCAGCUCUUUUCCCAUGAUAAUGAAGGAAGGACUCCCCGAAUUUCCAGGACUUCUGUGUUGCAAUUUAGUUUAUCUUUUUUUCUCCUUAAAAAGCUUCUACAAUGAAGAAUAUCCCUUUAUUACAAAAACAGGAGGAAUUUCCUAAGUUUUUCAUGUUUCUUUUAUUUUUAAAUUUUCUAUAAAUUGGGGCUGGGGUUCAGAGGCAUAAGCGCCUGCCUUGCAAGCAGGCGGUCGUGAGUUUGAUCCCCGGUACCCAUAAAAAUGAAAAAGACAAAAAAUUUUUUUUCUAUAAAUUUUUUACUUUUUAUUUUUAUUAGUAUAUGUUUGCAGUCCAUAGUGAGUACAUUCAUUGCAGGGAGUUGGUCCAUGUACAUAACACAUCUUAAGUCUUUUUGCUCUUCCCUCCUAAUAACUUUUAAUACUGCUUUUAAAAUGGAUUGGUGUAGCACCUCACAGUCAAAGUUUAAUAUGUUUGUUGAAACAUAUUAAAAUAACAGAUCUUUUUUGAAGGCAAUGGUGCUAGGUAAUCAGUUUUAAAUCUCAGCCCCUCCUAAUAUAAAUGAAAUGGAAAUUAUUGGUGUCUCUAAAAGAUAAUACUGCCUCUUAUUUGAAUUUGUCUUGUUUGUUCUGCUUUGUUUUCAGCCAUGUAAAAUCUUUGGGUCAAAGGUUAAAUAUGACUUUUCCUGAAGAGCUAAGAAAAACAAUGAGAUGUGUUUGUAAAGUUUUUAGUAACCUCUUUAUAUAUAGGUUAUUCUAGUAACAUUAAAUAUAAGAAGGUAGAAUAUUUUGACUGUCCCACCAGUAUAUUCUGGGUCACCAUAAUAAAAGAACAAAAUAAAAAUAGGCCAAACUUAAAUGCUCCAAACCCUUUUUGGUGAUUUUGGUGAGUUCAGUAACUGCCUAUUAUCCCCAAUGCCUAUUUGCUAUAAUUAAAUGGCAUAAGACUUUACAAAAACAGCUCUUAAAAAAGAUCAAAUAUUUUUAUUGCAAUGUAUGCUCAUAUUUUUUUUAGCUUUUAUGAGAUAACAUUGUGAUAGGUGCUUAAAGAGAAAUAUUUUUUCAGAAAUGGUUUUAUAGUAAAAACUAAAGGCAGCUUUUGCAUUGUGAUGUAUGGGUGGAUGGUCAUAUUUGGGUUAGUAAGAAGUCGUGAAGUGUUCCCUAAACAGAAAUUUGUAAAAUUACUUGGCAGAGGGAUAAACAUAAACUACUAGUUUGUUCCUGUUCUCUCCUGCUACUCGGUUACCUAGCAAGUAAAUUGACACAAAUGUCAUCAGCUUGAUUUAAAGUAGAACUCACAGUGCUUGGCAUGGAUAAGAAUAAAAUAUCCAUAGCUUCUUCACCAUGGUGAAAUAGAGUAGAACUGAAUUUCCAAUAGAGAAAUAGCAAUUUCGUAAGUUAAUAUUCCUUGUCUCUACCUAACUUCUCAUUUUAGAGUAUAUUUACUAUUUAUUUUUACCUUUUAUUACUUAUUGCCGUCCUACUGUGUCAAAUAUUCUAUAUAUUGAAAUGUUUGCAAAAGGCCAGGUGUAGUGGUGCAUGCCUGUAAUUCCAGCACUCGGGAGGCAGAGGCAGGAGAAUUGUGGAGAGUUCAAGGCCAGUCUGGGCUAUAUAGGGAAUUAAAGGCUACCCUGAACUACACUGCAAGACUCUGUCUCAAUAAAAAGUAUAUAAAAUGCUUGCUAGAAAAUGCUUUGAAACGCCACAAAAUAUGUGUUAGUUCUUCAUAUAUGAGGGAAACAGUUGAAGGAAAAGCACUUCACCAUGUAGACAGAAAAGACAUAAUCCUAUAAUGAUGAUGAUCUUAGUACAGGAUCAACAUUUUGCCCUCUGUAGACAAGGGAACACUUAGCAGUACUUGAAGACUUGUGAGUUGGAAUUGCAUGUUACUUGAAAGAUCUAAUUAAGCUAAAUUUUGGUGCACAGCAGUUGUACAUGAUUUCAUGUUUAUGUAGCAAAACGCUUUGAAAUGUACAAUUAUUGAAACAUACAUGUAAAGAUAGUUGUGGAAAUUGUCUAUUAUAUUUUCCUUGUGUGUCUCAUUUGUUUAGAGCAUAAAUUUUUUUAAUUGUUCUAACUGAAAUAAGGCUAAAUGAAUACUGUAACUGAAAAUAUAUUUUAAAUCUUUGUCAUGAGUUUUUAAAAAAAACUAUUGCAAAUUGUAUCAUUCCUGAUUACACAGAACUUUGUGGGUGGUUUUAAAUAAAUUUUAUACUUCUAUUUUGCA
Molecule: messenger RNA, 15632 nt
Organism: Cavia porcellus (domestic guinea pig)
Lineage: Eukaryota; Metazoa; Chordata; Mammalia; Rodentia; Caviidae
Gene: Tet1
Product: tet methylcytosine dioxygenase 1
Exons: 12
Coding region: 1-6303 (2100 amino acids)
Biological process (GO): positive regulation of transcription by RNA polymerase II
Cellular component (GO): nucleus
Molecular function (GO): DNA 5-methylcytosine dioxygenase activity; DNA binding; zinc ion binding
Source: RefSeq, a predicted model, not a curated record